Messenger RNA from Schistosoma intercalatum, 1027 nucleotides. The record is from the annotation of a GenBank genome assembly. Lineage: Eukaryota; Metazoa; Platyhelminthes; Trematoda; Strigeidida; Schistosomatidae.
CGUUCUAUUCAGGAAGGUUUAGGAGGAAGAACAAGUGCCGAUGAACCGGAAAGAAGGAUAUCUUAUCAAGAUACCAAAGAAGGGGGAUCUGAGCAAAUGUGAGAACUACAAAGGCAUCAUACUACUACGAAUGCCAGUAGAAGUCUUUAACAGUGUUGCUGAACCGGAUGAAAAACGCAGCAGACGCACAACUUCGAGAUCAACAAGCUGGGUUCCGAAAGGAUCGGUUGUGCACAGACCGGAUUGCGACAUUACGGAUCAUCGUUGAACAAUAAGUUAAGUGGAACUCUUCAUUGUACAUCAACUUCAUUGAUUAUGAAAAGGCAUUUGACAGUGUAGAUAGGAGGACCUUGUGGAAACUUCUUCGACACCACAACGGAUUACACUGAAAAUUCGUGCAUGGAGGACAGCCGACAGACGCAUUCCAAGCAAGGACCGGAGUCAGACAAGGCUGCCUACUCUCCUACUUUCUCUUUCUUCCGGUGGUUGACUGGAUUAUGAAGACUUUGAUGUCUGAGUGGAAGCAUGAAAUAAAAUGGACAUGUUGGACGCAAUUGGACGAUCUGGACUUUGGAAAUGACCUAGCUCUUCAAUCUCAUACACACGGGCAAAUUCAGGUCAAGACAAACAAUGUAGCAGCAGCUACUGUAUCAGUAGGCCUCAACAUACACAAAGGAAAAAGCAAUAUUGUCAAAUACAACACGGAGAACAGCAAUCCAAUCACUCUUGAUGGAGAAGCUCUGGAAGAGGUGGAAUCUUCCACGUACCUGGAAAGCAUCAUUGAUGAACAAGGAAGAUCUGAUGCAGACGUAAAGGCAAGGGAUGGCAAAGCAAGAGCUGCAUCCAUACAAUUGAUAAACAUAUGGAACUUAAAACAACUGUCAACUAAUACCAAAGUCAGAAUCUCCAGUACGAACGUCAAGACAGUCCCACUGUACUGAGCUGAAACGUGGAUAACUACUGCAACCAUAAUAAAAAAGGUACAAGUAUUUAUCAACGAUUAUCUACGCAAGAUACUCAAUAUCCA